AUGCUGAGAUUCUUAAAGGUAUGUCAAAUUCAUGUCAUCUGCUACUAUGAAGGCCUGAUUAGAGAAAAUACUUCAAGCAAUGUGAAGGGCAGUCAAAUAUAUAUUGGGAUACCCUAA
Messenger RNA from Aspergillus nidulans FGSC A4, 117 nucleotides. RefSeq lists its product as uncharacterized. Bases 1 to 117 code for a protein of 38 amino acids. NCBI's taxonomy places the organism in Eukaryota, Fungi, Ascomycota, Eurotiomycetes, Eurotiales, Aspergillaceae. The record is from RefSeq and is a predicted model, not a curated record. The transcript has 4 exons.